UAUUAUUAGUAGUAUUAUUAGUAGUAUUAUAACACUCACUGUGUGUCUCUCUCCCCGUGGCUCAGGGUUCACUGCUGGUUUAUCUUCGCCUCAACAGCAUGGAAGUCACCGACAGCUGGAGACAGAGUAGCUGUCAGCGAAUCACGGCCCGGCUGAGAGAGCUCUCGCAGAGUGCACUGCAGGCAGCCAAUCAGAUGGCAGAGAGCCCCAACCAAUCAGAACACAGCUUACUGAGGGUUGAGAAUCUGAUGGCUGACAUCGGUCGAAGCAUCAACAUAAUCUCGUGCCUAGCGACAUCCUCACAUAACGAGCCCUACCCCCUCCAGGGAGUCCAACAGCCAAUCACGCCGCUCCCCUCCCACCACCACCACCAUCAGCAGCCAAUCACGUCGCUCCCCUCCCACCACCACCUGCAGCAGCCAAUCGCGACGCUCGCCUUGAUCCACCCGCAGCAGCAGCAGCCAAUCGCGACGCUCGCCUCGAUGCAGCAGCAGCAGCAGCCAAUCGCGACGCUCGCCUCGAUCCAUCAGCAGCAGCAGCCAAUCGCGACGCUCGCCUCGAUCCAUCAGCAGCAGCAGCAGCCAAUCGCGACGCUCGCCUCGAUCCACCCCUACCACCACCAGCAGCAGCAGCCAAUCAGAGCGGCCUCUGCACACCACGCCGAGAUGCAGCAGCAGCCAAUCAGUGCCCACCACGCCGAGAUGCUGCAGCAGCAGCAGCCAAUGGGAGCCCACCACGCCGAACUCCAUCAGCAGCAGCAGCCAAUGGGAGCCCACCAUGCCGAACUCCACCACCAGCAGCAGCAGCAGCAGCCAAUGGGAGCCCACCACGUCGAGAUGCAGCAGCAGCAGCAGCAGCAGCCAAUGGGAGCCCACCACGCCGACCUCCAGCAGCAGCCAAUGGGAGCCCACCACGUCACGAUGCAGCAGCAGCAGCAGCCAAUGGGAGCCCACCACGCCGACCUCCAGCAGCAGCAGCAGCAGCAGCAGCCAAUGGGAGCCCACCACGCCGACCUCCAGCAGCAGCAGCAGCCAAUGGGAGCCCACCACGCCGACCUCCAGCAGCAGCAGCAGCAGCAGCAGCCAAUGGGAGCCCACCACGCCGACCUCCAGCAGCAGCAGCAGCAGCAGCAGCCAAUGGGAGCCCACCACGCCGACCUCCAGCAGCAGCAGCAGCAGCAGCCAAUGGGAGCCCACCACGCCGACCUCCAGCAGCAGCAGCCAAUGGGAGCCCACCACGCCGACCUCCAGCAGCAGCAGCAGCAGCCAAUGGGAGCCCACCACGCCGACCUCCACCACCAGCAGCAGCAGCAGCAGCCAAUGGGAGCCCACCACGCCGACCUCCAGCAGCAGCAGCCAAUGGGAGCCCACCACGCCGACCUCCAGCAGCAGCAGCAGCCAAUGGGAGCCCACCACGCCGACCUCCAGCAGCAGCAGCAGCAGCAGCAGCAGCCAAUGGGAGCCCACCACGCCGACCUCCAGCAGCAGCAGCAGCAGCAGCAGCCAAUGGGAGCCCACCACGCCGACCUCCAGCAGCAGCAGCAGCAGCAGCAGCAGCCAAUGGGAGCCCACCACGCCGACCUCCAGCAGCAGCAGCAGCCAAUGGGAGCCCACCACGCCGACCUCCAGCAGCAGCAGCCAAUGGGAGUGGAAGCCCCGGAGGCCGGAGCCCAGCCGGGCCGGCACCCGGAGCUCGGCGGCGGAGGCGGCCUGGACGGGCCGCGGGCGAAGGAUCCCGAGUCCACGUUCCUCCACCUGGAUCCGAAGCCGGA
Molecule: messenger RNA, 1771 nt
Organism: Petromyzon marinus (sea lamprey)
Lineage: Eukaryota; Metazoa; Chordata; Hyperoartia; Petromyzontiformes; Petromyzontidae
Source: RefSeq, a predicted model, not a curated record